Messenger RNA from Saprolegnia diclina VS20, 3537 nucleotides. RefSeq lists its product as hypothetical. Gene Ontology annotation, cellular component: cytoplasm; RNA nuclear export complex; nucleus. Gene Ontology annotation, molecular function: nuclear export signal receptor activity; small GTPase binding; RNA binding. The coding region runs from base 27 to 3494 and encodes 1155 amino acids. Lineage: Eukaryota; Oomycota; Saprolegniomycetes; Saprolegniales; Saprolegniaceae. Gene Ontology annotation, biological process: protein export from nucleus; RNA export from nucleus. The record is from RefSeq and is a predicted model, not a curated record. The transcript is spliced from 2 exons.
CGCCGCCGGACGCCGACACGCGAUAGAUGGACGAGCACGUGUACGAGCAGCUGCUGCGGGCUGUCGACGUCUGCCACGCGACCGGGAGCCUCAAGGCCGAGCGCGACGCGGCCUACGCCUACUGCGAGCAGUUUCAGCAGACGCCCAACUGCGUCAGCUACGCCUUCUACCUCCUCCAGCAGCGUGGGCAUGCCAGCCACCACCGCCACUUUGCGCUGCAUGUCGUCGAGAACUAUAUCCGCGUCCACUGGAAGAAUUGCUCGGCCGACGAGACGGUGCAGUACCGGUCGACGCUGCUCAACAUUGUGGCGUCGCAUGUCGCCGCCGACGAGCCGUCGUUCAUCAAGGAGAAGCUGGUCAAGGUGCUCGCCGACAUUGCCAAGCGCCAGUUCCCGCAGCGCUGGCCCGACCUCCUCGAGCAGCUCCUGUCGCUCUGGUCCAUGGGCCCAAUCCAAGCCGAAAUCGUCAUGCUCCUCUUUCGGUCGAUUGCAGAAGACUGUGUGAGCUCGAGCUUCAACAGCACGAUCCCGCCGAUUCGGCGCAAGGACAUUCUCCAGGGCCUCAACGCGUGCUUCCCGACGCUCUUCCCGCUCGUGUACCAGCAGCUCGAGAUGCAGUAUGCGCAGCUGCAGUCGCCCUCGGCCGACCACAAGACUGCCAACGCCGUCAUCUUGGCCGCGCUCCAAAUGAUGAAGGAGUUCCUCGACUGGAUGCCCGUGAAUACGCCCGCGUCCCCCGACACCAACUUUAUCGCGGUCGCAAGCCUCCUCUUGCAGUCGCCGGCGCUGCAGCACAGCAUCCGCAUCGCGGCCGCCGAGUGCUUGGAAGUCUACUUCUCGCGUACCUUUGGGAAAGACCACUUGGCGCUCGUGGUGGCCACGACGCAGACGUGCUGGUCGGCAUUAGCGCAGAUCUCGGUCGCCGACGUAAACGACAGCGACGACUUGAACUUGCACUUGCACGUGAACCGCGUGCUCGUGAGCUGGGGCACGCACCAGCUCGAGCUGCUCGUGGCCGAGCUCCCAGCCUCGCACGACGUGCUGCUUCCGUUUGUGGAGCUCCUUUUGCGUUUCUUCCAGCACCCGUCGCUCACCGUCACAGAGGCUCAAGUCAUCGUGUGGCUCAACCUCCUCAAGCAGAAGAAGGUCGUGAGCAGCCUCUUGGUGCCCCACAACGUCUUGCCCGCGCUCUGGCGUACCUCGAUGGACAAGUACUUUAAGCUCCACUCGCCCGACCGCGACGACGCACACCCUGUGAGCGCCCUCGAGUUUGACGACAACGACGCGUACGUGGCCUUCUACAGCAAUUUCCGCGGCCGCCUCUACGGCAUUCUGCGGCUCCUUUUGCAGCUGCAGCCCGGCGUCGGCUUGCAACUGCUCUACGAGCGGCUGCAGUACGUCUUGUCGGCGCACGCGCGGGGGACGGAUGCGCUCGACGAGCAUGGACACUGCACCGACAGCAGCACGGCGCAUUUGUACCACGAAGGACUCGUCGCGCUCAUCGACUGUAUCAUGAAGUCGCUGCCCGAGUCGGCGCUGAACGAGGCAAGCCACUUGGCGACGCUGAGCGCGACGGUCGAAGCGCUCUUAGCGUACGAGACGCCGGACCCAUGGCUGCUCUUUCGCCACUGCCUCGCGCUGUCGCUGUUUGCCAAGUACUACAUGCGCGCGCCGGGCUUAUACCCGCGCGUGUUUGAGCGCCUCUUUGGCCUCAUUGUGUUUGCGCAGCCGGGCGAGACGAUUUUGACGACCAUGGACCCGACGACCAUGAACGUCCGUCGGCGCGCGCUGGCGUCCUUGAUCUCGAUCUGCCACGCGUCACCGUCGCAUGUCCUGCCGUUCCUCCCCAUCCUCUGCAACCAGGUCAUUGGUCUCUUCCCGGUCGUGCUCGACAGCGAGAGCGUCCUCUUGUACGAGAUGCUCGUCCUGGUUUCCAACUCGCUGCCGACGGCCGACGAGCGCACGUUGUUCAUUGGCCAAAUCACCGCCGAGCCAUUGGCGUCGUGGACGUCCCCGGCCAUGACGGCGCUCGUCGCGUCGCCGUCGUCACUGGUCGCGGCCAUGACGGCCAAGGACGACGCACUUGUCUUUGGCUUGGUCAAGGUGCUCACGACGUUGUAUGGCAUUGCCCGUCGGAUCGUUCAUGGGGAGAGCGUGCACCCAUUCGCGAGCGUUUGGCCGGUCUUGCUGCCCAACUUGCUGUCGCUCUUGCGGACGCUGCAGACGCUGCCCGUCGAGCAACACACGCUGUUUGCAGCAUCCGACAAUUCGGACGUGCGCGGCGUGCUCUGCAUGUCCCAAGAAGAGGUCGUCCAGGCGCUCGUCGGGAAGGAGCAGGUGCCCGCGCUGCAGCCCGACCUCCUCAAGUAUGCGCGCUGGGCCAAGAACGUGCGCGACAUUGGCUACCACCUCGUCGGGUGCGCGCUCUCGCUGCCCAGCUUUUACGCACUUGUCGACAUUCCGUCGCUUGCCAGCAUGCUCGACCAGGCCGUGCUCGUGCAUAUGGAAACGAUGGAGCACCGGCAUUGGAAGUCGUUCCUCGCGAGCGUGUGGCUGCCGUUUGUCAAGGGCUGCCCCGAGACGCACCUCGCGCCGCUUCUCGAGCCGCGGCUCCAGCGUGUGCUACUGCACUUGUCGUCGCGGCUCGCGCCGGUCUGGGCCGGGUCGCCGUCGCCAACAGCGCAUUUGCCGAUGCUCAUCGGUCUCGACAUGCAAGCCACGACCAUCGACACAGUGCAGAACGCUGUCGUGCUCGAGGUUGUCCGCCACACUGUCGACUUGAUCGAAGCGCUCGUGGAUGCCAAGACAGUCGUCGAUGUCGACUCGGACCACCCCAAGCACAUCAUGAUGGAGAAGGACCGCGUCCGGCGCGACUUUGUACUGGCAUCGCCGGCGCUCACGCAUGCGCUCACGUCGCUCCUGCUGGGCGUGCUCAUGUGGCGUGACACGCUGAGCGCGCGGCGCAGUGCCAUCUUGUUGGACCGUCUCGUGAGUCUUUUGUUUGGCCGCCUGGACCUUGGUGGUUUGCUCGGAAAGGACGUGUUUACGGCGGCGCUCACGGCGCUCUUGGCGCAUUUUUACGACGUCGACGACGGCCUCAAGUGGGAGCUCGUCAACUUGCUGCGGAACAUCUACUGCCGCUUGACGCUCGGUCUUCUCCCGGUCGACGAGUGCAAGGGCAUCGACCCGGUCAACCAACCCCGGAAACGCGACGAAGACAUCAACCCGUGGCCGCGCCAGCUCCUCCUCGGCCUUGCCACCGUCGAGACAGGUCAUGUCGUGGAGCUCGAGGCCGCGCUGCGGCAACAGCCGAGCUUGAAGGCCCAGAAGAACCUCAUGAAAGAGUUCCUCGAGACGCCGUUCCUGGCGUACCGCGAUGCGCCGCAUACGUUCAAGGCCAUCGACGACCUGCCAGAGGCGCUUGUGUUGCCGACCAAGGCCAAGGAAGCGCAUGACCAGCACGACGACGGCGUCGGCCUCCUCUUCCAGCGUUGAGCCACGUAUUUAACUCUGCCGUAAUCCAACGCACUACCGAGGA